AUGGGCUGCGUUAUUUCUUGUGGAAUUAAGCUCGUCCUGCAAAUCGCCAACACCAUUCUUUUCUUUGCCUUCCUUGCAGUCGCCAUAUUCGGUAUCCUGUUGAAAGCUUCGAAAUCAGUUGUCGAGUCAAUAGUAAAAAGAAUAAUAAAGGAUCGUCUUGAUGAUGAUCAAGCAGCCAGAAUUGCAGAGUUUUUUAUUAAAAACGCAGAUGCCGUCAGUAUUGUACUAAUCGUUGUUGGGUUAGCACUAGCUGCAAUUUGUCUUAUCGGAUGCAUCGCCUCUUGUUGUGGUUGUAAUAUACUACUAAAGAUAUAUGCCAUAAUCUUGAUACUUCUUGUAGUCGCACAGGUUGCUGUGAUAAUAUAUUUCCUCACAGAUCGUAAUCAUAUCUCCAGUUUUAUCGUCAAAGCAAUGAAUUCUUCUUUGGCUUUCUAUGGUGAGAACGAUGAAAAAGGCAAAGUAUCUACUGCUAUAUGGGAUCUUACUAUGAAUUUCGAUCAAAACUCUCUGUGCUGUGGAAUGCAAGGCUACAGCGAUUUUGGCAAGGGUUCAAACUUACCUAACGCUUGCUGUAAAAGCGGACAAGGCAGUUGUACUGAAACUCAAGCAGGAAAAGAUCAAGUUGAAGGCUGCGAAAGUAAAAUAGUCGAAUUCACCUAUAAAAAUAUGAAGAUUAUUAUCUAUGUUUGGAUAUGUGCCAUAGUCCUACAGCUCGUGCCCAUUGUGCUAACCUUCCUAGCAAUUUGCCUAUAG
Molecule: messenger RNA, 753 nt
Organism: Rodentolepis nana
Lineage: Eukaryota; Metazoa; Platyhelminthes; Cestoda; Cyclophyllidea; Hymenolepididae
Source: the annotation of a GenBank genome assembly